AUGCGCACUCUACUUAUUGAUAUCCCGCUUGGGUCCACCUCACCCGGCACCUCACCCGGCAGGUCAUCAUCCCAGUCACCGCCCAAGUCACCCGCUGAAAGUGCCUCUCUGUCACCAACUGAGCUUCCAUAUUUGUCUAUCUCGCCCGCCAAUUCGUCCCGCGAGUCGCUCACCGAAUCAUCCCCCCAGAGUGCUUCCCUGUCACUAAUUGAGGGCUUGCCUAGGCCCACCUCUCCCGCCAAGUCGCCCACCGAACCGCUUGUCAAGUCACUCUCGCAGAAUGCCCCCUUACCAAUAUUUACCGUUCCUCUGGGCUGGACCACAAAUCCUGUAUCCACCGUUUACAAAGAAGAGUGGGAGGGACAGAUCAUGGCUCGGUGCUAUGUUCUUGAACCCAGAAAUCCGAUAAUGGAGGAUGACAAUGCCUACACAACAAUUUUUCAAUCUGGCGACAAGUUAUAUCUCUGGGAGCGGAUGUGCGACGAUCUUUAUGAAAUAUCCUGUCGGGAUAUACGCGAGCUUGCUCUUACCAUUUCCGAUACAAAACUUAGGGAGCUACAUAGGGAGCUUAUCUUCACGGUUCUCGAUUUUCCAAAUUGA
Penicillium vulpinum is the source of this 600-nucleotide messenger RNA. RefSeq lists its product as uncharacterized. Lineage: Eukaryota; Fungi; Ascomycota; Eurotiomycetes; Eurotiales; Aspergillaceae. The record is from RefSeq and is a predicted model, not a curated record. Bases 1 to 600 code for a protein of 199 amino acids. The transcript is spliced from 5 exons.